UCUCUCUCUCUGUCUCAUGGCUGCUAGCUCGAGAAGAAAGCUUACUCUGAACAAUGUUUCUGUGAAGCUUGGUUGUGGAAGCUGCAGAAGAAGAAAACCCAAGCUUCUUCUUCACUUCCUCUUCAAUCGAAAACCAAACAACCACCACCAUAACCAUUCUUCUUCUUCUUACGACACAAGCACCACCACCACCACCACCACCACCACAUUCUCUCCUUUCUACGACGACGACAACAACAACAUGAUGAAGACUCAUCAUCAUCAUCAGAAGAAGCAGCAUUCUACUGUUAAGGGUUUCGGAAGAGUUGGAAGUGAAGGUAGUGUUGCUGUUGAGAAAGAUUCUGAGGAUCCUUUCUUGGAUUUCAAGCAUUCAAUGCUCCAAAUGAUUCUUGAGAAUGAGAUUUAUACUAAGCAAGAUCUUAGCGAGCUUUUGAACUGUUUCCUUCAGCUGAAUUCGCCUCAUCACCAUGCUGUUAUUCUUAGAGCUUUCACUGACAUCUGCAAUGGCGUCUUCUCUAAUUCACUUCAAACCUUUCAUCAUCACUUCAACCGUAAGUCACGUGACUUCUAGCUUCACCUCACGUGACUACCUACCAUAUCCCAUUAUUAGGAAAAUAUGUCAUGUAGUCAUGUGUUUUAUAGAUUAUUACAUAAUAGAGACGAAAAUAUGAAUAUAAAUAUUAUAUUUUUGUCUCUAUUUUUUUUAUUGUUUUUAACU
Molecule: messenger RNA, 718 nt
Organism: Arachis duranensis
Lineage: Eukaryota; Viridiplantae; Streptophyta; Magnoliopsida; Fabales; Fabaceae
Product: transcription repressor OFP6-like
Exons: 1
Coding region: 17-571 (184 amino acids)
Biological process (GO): negative regulation of DNA-templated transcription
Source: RefSeq, a predicted model, not a curated record